Fundulus heteroclitus (mummichog) is the source of this 5194-nucleotide messenger RNA. RefSeq names its product DEP domain containing 1B (gene depdc1b). Bases 115 to 1713 code for a protein of 532 amino acids. Gene Ontology annotation, biological process: intracellular signal transduction. The record is from RefSeq and is a predicted model, not a curated record. NCBI's taxonomy places the organism in Eukaryota, Metazoa, Chordata, Actinopteri, Cyprinodontiformes, Fundulidae. The transcript is spliced from 11 exons.
GUCUAGGUUGCCCUCGGUCGGUCGGUCCUUUCGGUCGCUUUAGUUUUAACAUUUAAGAGCUUUUAGCUGAAUGUUUUCGCUCGUGUGAAGGCAGUCUUCGGGGCCUUUAAGCGCAUGGAAGGAGAGGUUAUCGGAGCAGGGCCAUACCGGGCCACGAAGCUGUGGAAUGAGACUAUUAAACUUUUUCGUGGAGGCAUGCCACUACGGAGGCAUUGGGCGAGCUUCCGCUACUACGACGGCACUUUCACGGGUUCAGAGGCUGUGGACUUUCUUCAUGAGCUGCUCAGAAGCAACUACAACUUUGGGCCUGAGGUAACCCGCUACCAGACUGUGCAGCUGCUCAGGAAGUUCUUUAAGGCCCAUGUGAUCGAAGACAUCAAAGGACGCCACGGGACAGAGCACUUUGACGACAACGGUCACCUGUACAGGUUCCCCACAAUGUCUCCACUCAAGUCUCUUCCAACAAGGCCUUCGUGGAGGGACUGCAGCGACCUGCCCAGACUAAUCCGCUGGGAUGACUACGAGGAACUGCCUCAGAAAGAAAAUGUAGCACCUCAGAAGUCUGCAGAACUGACGUCAGACUUGUGGAAUAAAAGGCACAGUGUCGCCAUUGGAGAUGUGCACGAGUGCAAGCUCAUACGCAGGAGGGAAGUGACGUCUAAGCAGGUGGACCACAUCUGGAAGUCAAUGACCAUCACACAUUUGCAGAGAGUUCUGGGCCUGAAGACUUUGGAUGGAAUUUUGAACCCAGUUCAUGUGAAUGGCGCGCACAUUGUUCACAAUGUCUUCAUUGUUAAUAAAACAGGCGUGGUUGUACUGGAGAAAAAAGCUGAGGACAUGCCAUAUUGGGUGAUCUCAGCAAUGAAAUGCCUCGCAAACUGGCCUGACGGCAACGAUGCCAAACAGCCACUGUACCCAGGUUUUGAGAGAGACGUUCUGAGGACAGUAGCAGAUUAUUAUCAGAGACUAACAGAGCCAUUGCUGACCUUCCGUCUUUAUGAGGUCUUUGUCAACAUCCUCAGCUUGCUACAGGAGCAGGAUAAAGCCACCGAGGCUCUUCAAGUCAGCUGCCUGCUGCUGCCCCCGCCCAACCGGAGACGGCUCCAGCUCUUAUUGCGCCUCAUGGCUCGUGUCUGCCACAAUCCCCGCCUGCCACCACUUAAUGACACUAUUGCUACUCGCACGCUGAUGGUGCAGAUGUUCUCUCACUGCGUCCUGGGUUCUCCUGACGACAUGGACUUGGACGAGUUGCUCGCCACCAAACUGGUGACCUUCAUGAUGGAGCACCACAACGCCAUCUUCCAAGUGAAUACCAAGCUGCGCUGCCAGGUUGAGGAGCAUCUGUCACACUUAAAAAGAGCUCAGAUCAAAUACGCGGGCUCGGAUACAGAUUUCAGUGCAUCCCCGGCUUUUUGUAAACAGAUCAAGAAGGUGGACUGUGAGGAGCAGAAGGUAAUUGGUACACAGAUCCCCCUGCAGCAACUGCUGGAAGGCCUGAUCGCAGACGAAGAACUCCCAGUUAAAGAUAAGAGAAAGAGACUCAAGCAGUUCCAGAAGUCUUACCCAGAGGUGUACCAGAACAGAUUUCCUACUGAGGAAAGCAGAGCUGCUGUCAUUCCUGAGAAAACCCCGCGGCUCAAACCUCAUCUGAUGUUUUUCAACCUAAAGAAGCCAUUGCAACCUUUUCAGAGAAGCUGGAGUUUUAGGGCAUGAGCUGCCACUGCUGAAACACAUCUCCACUUCAUUCAGUCACAAGGCAAGCACUAACAGAGGUCUAAUGGUGGACUGGCCACAGUUUAGACACUGUAUUAACCACUAUAGUUUCAUUUUACAGAACAGGUCUGUUUCUGUGGUUCUGUUGAACUUAAGGGCAAAUAUGUUCAAUGAUUUAAUUACAGUUAAAUAAUCAUAAGGGACCCUCAGCGUCCACUUAAUCUAAAUUAGCAGAUGAACACUGGCACUUAUUGAACUUUUCUAUGAACACUUAAUGUAGCUCAUAUGGAUGGGCGAACAGAUCUUUUUUUAAGGGCAUAUAUCAUAAUUAUUUACAACCUUUACCUUCCUGCUCAAUGCUGCAGCUCUUGGUGGUCAUAUUCAGAUUUUUAUGUCAAGGUAUGUAAAAUGAUGGAAAGGGAGCGCUGAGCAUCAAAAGUUACCCAAGAGUGAUGACAUUGCAUAUGAAAUGUGAAACCCAGGCAUUGAUGUAUAUCACACAAGCUACCGAAAACAAAAGUAGUGAUGGUAAACUCUUAAGCUUUGAUGUUCAUAAAAGGAAGAUUUCUAUCGAUAUUUGUCGAGUUAAGAGGAGGAAGUCAGGAGAUUGCCUUAAAUCAAUGGCUUUGAGACCUAACACACCAGCAACCUACUCUAGGAUUUAGAAGUAGCCGGUCAGCCUUCAUUCGCUUUUACUGUAGAAAUGUUAGCAGCAUUCAUGUAUUUGCUGGUUAUUUUUCAGUACUUCAUUAUUACUAAGCUGCCCUGUGGUGGAGUGGUGACCUGUCCAGGGUGUACCAUGCAUCUCGCCCAAUGACCACUGGAGAUAGUCUUCCGUAAGACAUUUACAGUUAACCUAGCCAGUCAGAUUGAUAAUGUGUAGCACUCUACGUUCUGCACACUAUCAAUCUGAGGCUUCUGCCAUGGAAUCUGUUUAGGGAAAGGCGGGACAUUUAGGAGAACCUUCUGAUGCGAUCGGGUGAAGCAACACCUAGUUACCUGCCUACCAAAGGUUGGCUUUAGCCAUUCACGGUAUCAAAUGAAAAUGUCGUAAGCAGCAAGCGUCAUGAGAAACCAUAAAUUACUCUGGUCAAGGCACGCUUAUUUGGAUAGUGACACUCAUGCCAAUUUAGGAUUCUUACAAAACAGAUGUGGUAGCAGCAGCUACACGUGCGUCCUCCUGCGCUGCCAUGUUUAUGUUGGUUCAGCUUAGUUGACGAUUAGUCGACUUUAUCCACAAUGUCGAUAAUGAAAGAUUGUCAACGCAAAAAUUCAUGCAUCGAAAUAUAGAUAUAUUGAAAAAUAAACUAAGUCAUUUAAAUUUAAAACCAAUCAUUUCUGUAGGAUCAUUUAUAAAGCUAAUAAAGGAUAGUGGUAACAAGAGGCAAUAAAGAGACGUUCAAAGGUGUGUAGACAAGAACAGGUGAGUCAAAAUAUUUUUACAUGGAACUGAAGUGAUAAUAAAGAUCAACAAAAAAAGCAUGAUUAAUCGACUAAUCGGAAAAAAAGAUAAAUUAGUCGACUAUAAAUAAUCGUUAGUUGCAUCCCUAACUGUUAACUACUGUUAACGUGUUAUUAGUUGACCCGUUUUGGGACAGUUUCAAACCGUUGAGGUGGGAGCGGAACAAGAUGGAUUCUCGCGUUAGUGAACACAAAUAUACUGAGAGAAUUCAGCUUGCAUGCAAGGUUAGUCUACAGUUAGAUUUUGCAUGAAAUGUUGUUUAGCUCUUAAGAUUGACUUGAAGCCAAUGUUACACUUGUGAUGGUUGAAACAGGAGUCAAAAAGCUGAUGUACAAUCUGUUGGAAUCAACUGAGGGGAAGAAAAAAAAAAGUCACUGAAGCUGAUUAACAUGGGAAAAAAAGAGGAACAUUUAGAGAGAAAGGUUAAUGAUUGAGUUAACAGAGACCUGUAGGAGAUGUUUUGCACUCAAAGGAGAUGAGUAAAAGCCACAGAAAAACAACACAUUUACUAACCGGAGAAACUUCCUGCCUUCAAACAACACCCACGGUCGCCUCAUUGGGGCACGACACUGAGAUGUGUUCUUGUUCUUCAGCUUCCUUUAAAGCCACGAUUCCCCUUUUUUAUUAUUUGGGGAGUUCUCUCUCAAUAUUUUCUGUGUUGCCAACAAGACAUCCACACAUCCAUUUGAUAUAUUCCCAUCAAUUUAGUUCAAUGUUAUUUAUAUAGCACCAGUUCAUAACACAUGUCAUCUUAAGUCACAUUACGAAGUCAAAUUAAAUCAAAUCAUCCAGACAGAUUGGUCAACAAAAUUUCCUAUCUAAGGAAAGGUCAAUUCAGUUGAGAGUCACAUCAAUAGAAAGUCACACUGUGUGUCUCUGUUGUUGAACGGCAGCCACGUUUGGCAACAGCCUCCAAGGCUAAGUUACUUAAAAUGACUUACCUGCUUGGAAAAACGAAGGAAAGACUGUUGGGCAUACAUUUGAUACUUCCAUAUACUUUAAAGGUUAUCUUACAUUAAAAUCUUAAAGAAAAAAACAUGAAAGUUUGUUUGCCUUUUAAGAAUCUUGGAAGUCUUGGUAAACUGAUCUAAUAGCCCUAAAGAGUAACUAGUAACCUUAAAAUGAAUACAUUGUAUAAAAAUAUGCAAAUAUGUCAGUCUUCUAGAUCAAAAAAGAUGCAUCAAUAUAACUGCUUAUUGAGAGACAUUUUAAAUGUAUUAAAAGGUUAUUAGGAGUUGAUUAUAGCACCUAAAUGAAUAUUAAGCACGUGAGGACCUAAAGCUUCACGAAGAUGAUUUUCUGUUACAUGUCAGAUAUUCUGAUGCAUUUUUAAUUAAGUGGAUUUAAUUGGGCUCUGCUUUUAAUGAGCACGACUCAAGAUAAGGCAGAAAUGUUUUUUAUGUAAGAGUUUUGUUGUAAUAAUAGCAAUGUUUGAAUUUAGGCAGCUUAAUUGAGUACUAAUUUUCAAUGCUGUAAUUCUUUACCUUGUGUAUGUAAAUGAACAUAUCAAACGGUUCUGGAGAAAGGGAAGGCAGUAUCAGGACAUCCCUGCACAACCAUCAUUGGAUUAAAUGUUGACUGAUACUGUGUGGCUGUGGAAUAGACUUACACUGUCUAGAUGCGCAUGUGUAGUUUGCAUAUCAUUAAUUGACAUUUCUUCUUUUUUUAAAAAGUUUUUGUAUAACUGCACUGUAGAGACCUCAUUUCAUGUUUUAACCUGAUGGUUUUGUUCUGUAUAUAAGUGUUAGUUCCUUGAAUGGUACGUAUUUCAGCGUCAAAUACUUUAUAUUAUUUUUCACGCGAUCUUAAAUGCAGUUACUGUUUUAAUCUAUCUGCUGUCCUUCACUUAAUUUCAGACUUGAAAUGUUUUUAUAAAUGUUAGUAUGUGUUUUCAUUAAUACUCUUUAAUGCUGGAUUAACUGUUACACUUGAAUUGCUGCUCAGCGUGAUAAAAAACCCACUGGAUCAAAAUGAUUUGCAUUGCUAAUUUUCCUAAUAAAAUGCAAUUCUUUUAUAUUA